GGCUCCUGCAACGGUGCCUUCUCCGGGCGCCGCUUUGCAGCUCGUGGACUGAACAACCUUCGCGGAGGCAAAAGGCGGAGAGGAGGCAGCGCGCCUCCUCCUCUCUCUCUCUCUCUCUCUCUCCUCUCUCUCAGCAGCUGGAGUUGAGGGAGGAUGCUGCCGGAGCCUCCUCUCUUCCCUCCUCCUCCUCCUCCUCCGUCUCAGUCUCCGCUCCUUCCACCUCCAGCUCCUUCAGACUUCUUCGGGGCCGGAUUAUGAAAUGACCAUUCCUGGUCCCCUCGCCGCCGCCUGGAGCCCGUCUUUCUCGCUUCUGCCGCCGCGCGCCGCCGGGCUGAGGAGGAGGAGGAAGAAGCAGCAGCAGCAGCAGCAAAGAAGAGGAAGAAGAAGCAGCAGCCCCAGCUGGGUCUACCGCCCGAGCCAAGGCGGCUGAAGGAAGGUGGAAGCAAGGAAAGGAAGCUUCCACAACCCACACCCCUUUGGCCCAAGUCUGGCUUGAGUAGCCUUCUCUUGGAGACUCUCCUCUCCGGCUGGGCUGCAUCUAGGAAAGUCGCGGGACCUCGCGGCUCCGUGGGGCGAAGAGGGGUCUCCGUGGCCCCCCGUUUCCCUUCCUCCCAUCAUGGGGAAAGGGCUGGACGCCGCCGCCGCCCGCUACGGACUGGGACUGGGAUACUUGCUGCAGAUGGUGGUGCUGCCCGCCUUGGCCAUCCUGGGAGCCAGCAGCCCCGGAUCCGCCGCCGCGCAAGAUGGGAAGGAUUAUGCUAGAGUGCUACCCUCUGAAGAAUUUAUUCGUAUUGGUGAUAUAUAUGAUGACUUUUUUCAUGAGCUCCCAGAAAGCUUCCCUUCUGAUCCUCCGGAGCCCCUUCCACAUUUCCUCAUUGAGCCUGAAGAAGCCUACAUUGUGAAGAACAAGCCUGUGAACCUUUACUGUAAAGCUAGCCCUGCUACCCAGAUCUACUUCAAAUGCAACAGUGAAUGGGUUCACCAAAAGGACCAUGUGGUAGAUGAAAGAGUUGAUGAAACAUCUGGACUGAUUGUCCGAGAAGUAAGCAUUGAGAUUUCACGCCAGCAAGUCGAAGAACUCUUUGGCCCUGAAGAUUACUGGUGUCAGUGUGUUGCUUGGAGCUCAGCUGGCACUACUAAGAGCAGGAAAGCUUAUGUUCGUAUUGCAUACUUACGAAAGACAUUUGAGCAGGAGCCACUUGGAAAAGAAGUGUCUUUGGAACAGGAAGUCCUACUUCAGUGUCGCCCACCUGAAGGAAUCCCAGUGGCAGAGGUUGAAUGGCUGAAAAAUGAAGAAGUGAUUGAUCCUGUAGAAGACCGGAAUUUUUACAUUACUAUAGACCACAACUUGAUUAUAAAGCAGGCACGUCUCUCUGACACAGCCAAUUAUACUUGUGUUGCCAAAAACAUUGUGGCAAAGAGGAAAAGUACAACAGCUGCUGUCAUUGUAUAUGUCAAUGGAGGAUGGUCAACUUGGACUGAAUGGUCAGUUUGCAACAGUCGUUGUGGAAAAGGCUCUCAGAAGCGUACAAGAACCUGUACCAACCCUGCUCCACUCAAUGGGGGUGCCUUCUGUGAAGGCCAAAAUUUACAGAAAAUAGCAUGUACCACCUUAUGUCCAGUGGAUGGAAGGUGGACAGCUUGGAGUAAAUGGUCUACAUGUGGAACUGAAUGUACCCACUGGCGGAGAAGGGAAUGCACAUCACCAGCCCCAAAGAAUGGUGGCAAGGACUGUGAUGGUCUUGUUCUGCAGUCUAAGAAUUGCACAGAUGGGCUUUGUAUGCAGAGUUUCAUUUACCCUAUAUCAACUGAACAGAGAACACAGAAUGAAUAUGGAUUUUCUUCUGCUCCUGACUCAGAUGAUGUCGCUCUUUAUGUCGGCAUUGUGAUAGCUGUCAUUGUUUGCCUGGCUAUUUCAGUGAUCGUUGCACUGUUCAUCUACCGGAAGAAUCAUCGGGACUUUGAGUCAGACAUUAUAGAUUCGUCAGCACUAAAUGGUGGUUUUCAAGCUGUUAAUAUCAAAGCUGCAAGGCAAGAUCUCCUAGCUGUGCCUCCAGACCUCACCUCGGCUGCAGCCAUGUACAGAGGGCCUGUCUAUGCCUUGCAUGAUGUCUCUGAUAAAAUUCCAAUGACCAACUCUCCAAUUCUUGACCCACUGCCCAACUUGAAGAUCAAGGUCUACAACAAUUCAGGUUCAGUUACUCCGCAGGAUGAGCUCUCCGACUUUUCAUCCAAACUCUCCCCGCAGAUCACUCAGUCCUUGCUGGAUAAUGAAGCAUUAAACAUCAAAAACCAGAGUCUUGCACGGCAGACAGAUCCAUCAUGCACUGCUUUUGGCACCUUCAACUCCCUUGGUGGCCAUCUGAUUGUUCCUAAUUCAGGAGUAAGUUUGCUGAUUCCUGCUGGAGCCGUUCCCCAGGGGAGAGUCUAUGAAAUGUAUGUGACAGUUCACCGCAAGGAGAACAUGAGGCCCCCAGUGGAAGAUAGUCAAACCCUUUUGACACCUGUAGUAAGCUGUGGACCUCCAGGAGCAUUGCUGACUCGGCCUGUCAUUCUAACAAUACACCAUUGUGCAGAAUCAAACACUGAAGACUGGAAGAUCCAGCUGAAGAACCAAACAGCCCAGGGGCAAUGGGAGGAUGUGGUAGUAGUUGGAGAAGAAAACUUCACUACCCCAUGCUACAUCCAGUUGGAUCCAGAGGCCUGCCAUAUCCUGACAGAAACUCUUAGCACCUAUGCCUUGGUCGGGCAAUCAAUCACCAAAGCAGCUGCAAAGCAUCUUAAGCUGGCCAUCUUUGGGCCACUGAUCUGCUCAUCUUUGGAAUACAACAUCCGUGUCUACUGUCUAGAUGACACCCAGGAUGCUCUUAAGGAAGUACUACAGUUGGAGAGGCAAAUGGGUGGACAACUCCUGGAAGAACCAAAGGCUUUGCAUUUUAAGGGAAGCACUCAUAACCUCCGCUUAUCCAUUCAUGACAUCACCCAUUCCCUCUGGAAGAGCAAACUCCUGGCAAAAUACCAGGAAAUUCCUUUUUACCAUAUCUGGAGUGGGUGUCAAAGAAAUCUGCAUUGUACUUUCACUCUGGAAAGAUUCAGCCUGAGCACACUGGAACUGGUGUGCAAGCUUUGCAUACGACAAGUUGAAGGAGAGGGACAGAUAUUCCAACUCAAUUGCUCAGUAUCAGAGGAACCAACUGGCAUUGAAUAUCCACUUGUGGAUCCGGCAGACACCAUCACCUCCAUUGUAGGACCCUGCGCUUUCAGUAUCCCUCUCCCAAUUCGUCAGAAGCUUUGCAGUAGCCUAGAUGCUCCCCAGACAAGAGGUCAUGACUGGCGGAUGCUGGCCCAUAAACUAAAAUUGGACAGGUACCUCAAUUACUUUGCCACAAAAUCAAGCCCCACCGGUGUGAUCUUAGACCUUUGGGAAGCCCAGAAUUUUCCUGAUGGCAACCUGAGCAUGCUGGCCACAGUCCUCGAAGAAAUGGGGAGACAUGAGACAGUCGUUUCAUUGUCAGCAGAAGGAAAGUACUGAGAAGGCGAGCUUAUAAUGAGAACGAAGGAAUGUUAACCAUGUCAGCUGUGGCUUACUCAAACUGAACGCCCAAACUAAUGUGUUUUCAAACAAGAGGCAUUCCAGAGGGGAAAAAGACACAAAAUCCUGACUUCUCACAUGCAUAUUCUCCUUGUACAUUAUGACAGGAUUUGAAAGAAAUCAUGCAAAGUUGUUACCUUGAUAAUAUAAUUCAGCCUAACAUCCCUCUCAGCUUGGCUGUACACUGCUUGGUACAGGAUUUUACAGUUUCCUAGGAAACGCUUUUUAUUGCUAUCCAGAUAUAUGGAUAAACUUUCUUAACAAUCCCAGUUUCUAUGAACGUUGUUUACAUCAAAUCCUGGGCAGCGGGACGGAAAUGACUGUCCAUGGCUCUCUUUUUAUAUAUUUUCCUGCUCUUCUUGUUGUUGUUCUUCUUGUUCUUCUUUUGUUAAAAGCCAUUCUAGACCAAGCCGUGGAUAAAGCAGGGUUGUGGCUAUUUUUCAGAUACAUCAUUUCCUAACACCCAUUGCAGAUCCAUUUCAUGCUUGCAAAUCUGUCCAUUAGGUGUCUUAAAAUAAUCCUUAAAACAAUGCUGUUUCUAGAUUGAGUUAUUAAGCCAGAGUUUCAAAGUCUUGCAUCUGGCAAGGAGAUAAUGUGGAUGCUAAGCAGGAAUGCACGUACCUCUCCCUAUCUUCCGCAGGGAUGCCUGUGUCCUUUGGUGACUUAAACUGCAGGGAUUUUUUUUUCCAGCUCAUGAUAUAUCCUGCCUCCAUCAUAAAACUGUGUGUGUGUGUAUGUGUGUGAGAGUGAUAUGCAAUUUGGUGUGGUUUGAGCAAGUGCAAAAACCCUACCAAAACCAAAAGAAAAAAAAGGAACAAAAAAAAAAGAAUUUGCUUGUAUGAGUAUUUACUGAAUAGUAUCUAGUGCAAGGAAUAAUUAUAUUUCUUAUUAUUAGUAGUAUUAUUUUUUGCUUACCAAAUUUCUGCAGCAUAAUCUUUGUGCAAUGGCAGCAGUAUCUUCUCUAACACUUUCUAAUGAAAUUUUCAUUCUCUUUCCUUUUUGUUUUAGUCACAAGGCUCACCUUAAAUCCAGUUUCAGUGAGCUAAGGAAUAAUUUGCUAUCAAGUAAUGAACAUUCCUUAUGAUACGUGUGCCAUUACAGAUAGGUAAUAAUGCAUUUGGUGAUAAGGGAGCUCAGCCUACAUAUUGAACAUUUCAUACGGGGGGGGGGGGGG
Molecule: messenger RNA, 4766 nt
Organism: Anolis carolinensis (green anole)
Lineage: Eukaryota; Metazoa; Chordata; Lepidosauria; Squamata; Anolidae
Gene: unc5c
Product: unc-5 netrin receptor C
Exons: 18
Coding region: 617-3532 (971 amino acids)
Biological process (GO): netrin-activated signaling pathway; axon guidance
Cellular component (GO): membrane
Molecular function (GO): protein binding; netrin receptor activity
Source: RefSeq, a predicted model, not a curated record